AGUGUCGGAUCGGCAGAAGUAUUAGUGAGACUCACGCGAAACACUCGAACGGAUCCGAGUCCCCACAACCGAUCCACCCGCCCCCCCACUAACUAUUUAUUACUCUCCCCGUAAUCCCGUAUUUAUUACCCUUUACAUUCUACAUUCUGGUAUCAGUGCACCAGAACUUCAAGGUGUUAUUUUUUUCUGUGAAGUGUGUCCGUGCCCAGUGUUUCGUGUUCGAACUCUUCUCAACUCUCGAGAAGACAGAAGAUAAAAGAACGAGCCACGUGUGAUUCGAUAUUUCGAGCAACUUGUGCCAGUGUCGUCAGUUUUCAGUUCUCAUUUUAUUAAAACGUUUUACGUAUAUUCCUUUGUUUUUUACUUUUUGAAUUGAUAAAUUAUCAAGAUGGAUCUACUCUGUUUUGAAAAUUCGGAAACUGAGUGCAGGGCUUAUCCGGACCCGGCGCUUUUAGAAGACGACAGAGUGCUGAAAAAUCUGCUCAUGUCUGAAGAAAGGUUCGCACCCAGGAGUUCCUACUUUCAAUGCGUACAGAAAGACAUCUCACCGGCCAUGCGCAAGAUCGUCGCCGAGUGGAUGUUCGAGGUGUGUGAGGAGCAAAAAUGUCAAGAGGAGGUUUUUCCACUGUCGAUGAACUAUGUUGAUAGAUUUCUAUCAGUCUGUGAAAUCAAAAAGGCACAGCUUCAGCUGCUAGGUACAGCCUGCCUUCUUUUGGCCUCCAAAUUGAGGGAACCUAGGCCUCUUUCCGCGGAGGUUCUUGUAUUCUACACCGACAAUUCCGUUACCCUUGAUGACCUUUGGAGUUGGGAGCAGCUGGUCGUCUCGAAAUUAAAAUGGGAAUUAUCGGCGGUGACACCCGGUGACUUCCUUCUUCACAUUCUCAGGCGUUUGCCGGUUGAUCAACAAGCAUGGGAUUCGAUGAUGAUCAGGAGGCACGCCAAGACAUUCAUCUCACUCAGCGCCAGAGAAUACAAGUUCGCUAUGUAUACACCAAGUAUAAUUGCCGCUGCCAGCAUAGCUGCUGCUCUUCAUGGUCUCGAUUGGACAGGAAAAAGUGGCUUCACCCUGCCUUUACUUCUGGACGAACUUACCCGUAUAACCUCUGUCGAACCGGAUUAUCUCCAAGACUGCCUGCAGCAGAUCGAGGAAAUGCUGGCCGAGAUGAGAGGCGGUGGUUCACAUCCGGUGGAUCCAGCUGCAACGUCUUCAACAGUUUCUAGUGCACCACAGCAGAGGCCUUUGGGGGACCAGAACUCGAGUCAGGACAAGAUUCUGGAGCACGAGAAGGCGGGCACACCGACAGACGUUAGGGACGUUCACUUCUAGGCUCCUCAACUUGUCCUGACAGGACUUUUUAAUUCGAGAGGGCUGACUUCGCGGAUGAGACUGAAGCUGCAGUGUACUGAUGAGCCUCGUGCGACAUCCUUGAGGCAUCUGCAACGCAAACCACACCGAAAUUUGUUUUGGUGCACAAAAAAGCGACGCCUCCUGGAUCACGAAUAUCACGAUUGGCCAACACCAGUCCUGGUAGCGAAGCCAGCACGAACAAAGUUUCCAGUCGAAAAAAAGAGGAUCGAGCCUUUCUGUUUCCAUAUCAGGGACUCUCGAUUCCAAGUAUUUCAACCUCGGAAUCAGGAACCUAGUAUCAUAUGAGAUUACUAGCAAGUGCCAGAGUGAGACGAAAAAAACCAAAAAAAAUAUUGCAAGGCAAUUUGCAUCGCAUCGAUCAUUUGGGAGGCGUUCUGGGGGAAGGCAAUGCAAUACGCUUUACGAAUUAAUCGUUAAGUACACUUAAUUUUUAGCCAACUAUUAUUAUUAUCUUUACACGGUAAACAAACGAAAAAAGCGAAAAUUACGUAAUGGAGCAAAAAAUUCAUUAAUAGUCGACACAUCGAGUCAUUUAGCACAUGUACAUAAAAAACGAUAGGUAGGCACGAAGAAACGAACAGAUAAUUUUAUCAUCAGCGUAUUCGAUACUGUGUUUAUCUACAUUAAGCCUUUUUUCUAAGGGGAAUGGUGAUACGAUUUGAUCGUGGGGAUCGAAACAAGUGCCUUGAAACUGGAAAACUCAAAAAGCUUUGUCAAACGAGUAUAUUUGGUUAUUCAAGGUAAGCUCUUUCGAAUUCGAAUAUUUGGAUCCCUAUUCCAUUCGAUUCCCAUAAACGAGUAUGAGUGUGUAAAUGUGUGAGAGUGAUGCGAACCACAACCAAGUCAAAGAUGCUUUCAACCGAACUUUUAUUUCAAGAGUAUUCCGUUUUUAUUAUUUGCUGUCCCGAAACUCGUCGAUGUUGCUUUUUUAUACUUUCAACGGGUUGAGAGAAGCGAUUCUCGUUUUGGCCGUUUAUGAGUAAAAGAGCCGAGAAACAGAUUCUGGUUCCUCGUUUCUUUUUUUCUCAAAAAGUUUAUUUUA
Belonocnema kinseyi is the source of this 2411-nucleotide messenger RNA. RefSeq names its product G1/S-specific cyclin-D2 (gene CycD). The record is from RefSeq and is a predicted model, not a curated record. Bases 389 to 1327 code for a protein of 312 amino acids. The transcript has 5 exons. Lineage: Eukaryota; Metazoa; Arthropoda; Insecta; Hymenoptera; Cynipidae. Gene Ontology annotation, biological process: regulation of cyclin-dependent protein serine/threonine kinase activity; positive regulation of G1/S transition of mitotic cell cycle; mitotic cell cycle phase transition. Gene Ontology annotation, cellular component: cytoplasm; cyclin-dependent protein kinase holoenzyme complex; nucleus. Gene Ontology annotation, molecular function: cyclin-dependent protein serine/threonine kinase regulator activity.